AUGUUUUGUGACUACAACAAACAAUAUGAAGAGGCAUUAGCAGAAAUGGAAAAACAGUGGAAGUCCUUGGACUUGAAGGAGGGAGAUCCGUAUUGGACGGACAACGAUGGAGUACCCAGAGGGGUUCAAGUGCAGGUCAUAAGAAGGAUCCCAGGCUAUGACUUUUUUGAACCAUACAAACAUGGUUGGAGGAUAUUUAAGACACAUAAAAAGAAUAUGACUACUGAACAUAUGCUGAAUGAACAUUUGUUUGGGGAACCAGGAAUUUGGUAAGAAAAAUUCUAGAAAAUACAAAAUUACAUUUUAGAUUCUGCGAAGCCUUUCUACACCUCGGUGUAGAAAACAAUGAAAGAAAUGGCAGAGAAACUGGCGGAGAGAAUCAAAAAACUAAUAGGAAUGAAAUGCGAACCAUACAUGAGAAAGAAAAAGUGA
Paramecium octaurelia is the source of this 432-nucleotide messenger RNA. The record is from the annotation of a GenBank genome assembly. NCBI's taxonomy places the organism in Eukaryota, Ciliophora, Oligohymenophorea, Peniculida, Parameciidae.